AUGACCGAAGAGAACAAAUCCAACCCAAAUGAUAUUAUCAACUCCAGCUUUAAGGCUGACUAUCCUGGGAUUAUGGAUGUCUCACCGAUCGAAAAAGUUCAAGAAUGGCUUUUUAAUUACUAUGCAAGAAUACAGACAGAUACAAAGCCACAGUAUAUUUUCUCCAUGAUUACAUCUGUUUUUCUCUGCAUCCAAUCUAUCUUCCCAGCAUUCGUUUAUCACGCAUAUAAACAAAGAGAAACAUCAGUCAUUGCAUCAAUUCUCAGAUUUUUGUCUGUAAUUUGGAUUGGUGGUGCCACUUUUGAUGGUGCAGAAUACACAUCUAUAGUGUUUUCAUGCAUUACUCUCAUCAUUUUUAGGGUUUUAGUUUUCAGAGCUUAUAUUUAUUCAAGACUGAAAUCAAUGAAGCCCACAGAAAUAGCUCUUGUCUAUGGCAUAUCCACAUUCUUAUUACCAAUUUUACUCUCAUUUACAACUUGCACAAUAGGAGUUUCAAUUGAUUCAUUAGCACGCAAAGGAGCUGAUGCCUUAAAAAUAGUAGCAUUAAUCUUAUCAAUUAUUACAUUUCUCUUACAAGUUUAUGCUCAUUAUACUUUCAUCUCCCCAAGAAUCAUGUUUAUUCGCGAUGUUACUCUUAUGUGGACACCAGGCAGUGCAGCAUUUAUCCCAUUAACCACAGGAAUCUUGUCUGCUUUGUUCACAGCCGCUCUUACAAAUAACGGUGUUCCAGCAACCGUGGAACUUGUUAUUAUGAUCAUAUAUUCCAUCGCCGUAUCCAGCUACUUAUUCCUUGACAGCAUGUUCCUCAAUAAAAUCCUUGGACAUGUCUAUUGCGCAUUAUUAAUCACAAAUGGAACGGCAAACAUCAUAAAUAUUGUUGCCAAUUACGUCAAAAUCGACUAUAAUAUCAUAUUCUUCAUCAUAAUUGUCUUUGUUAUCCUUUCUUAUUUAAUUUUCCAUUUCAUCCAUUCAAAAUUCAGUCAAAUUUCAAUGGUAACUCUUGAUGCAGCCGCUCAGGAUGAAUAUUUCUACGGCAGAAGUGACAACCUCGCCCGUGAUGUUCGAAGAUCUCUUGAUUACUGCUCUCCUGGUGUAUUUAUGUUCCCUCUCUACGAUAAUUUCUUAGAUGACGACAUAACGCAAUGCACCGAUAUGCUUUUCGUGUACGCACGUGUUGUUUCUGCUUUUCCAUCUUACAAAUACAAGUUGGAAGUCAUCAAUGACAAACUCAAGGAGUCAAAGAUCCCUUGCAGACGUAUCCUUAACUUCCAAAUCGACCUCCUAAUGAGCCACAGAAACACUGCUGCAACACAUCAGGUUGUCAAAGCGUUUGAGAACAUAGAAAGCCACUCAAAGAUACUCCUUUUGAACAUUAAAAAAUUCUGGGAGAACGUUUUGCACGGAAAUACUGAUACUUUUUGGGCAAAUAUUCACGGCUUAGAUUUAUUAACUACUGAUUUGAAGAAAGAGCUCAACCAAAUCGUUAAUGAUUACGAGAACUGCCCAGAAGUUAUUUCAUUGGCCGUAAAACUCCACUCUUCCCAGACAUUUAAUUUUGAUGAGGCCAGAAGACUCAGAUCAGACUUAGAUCUCCUCGAGAAAGGCAUUCCAGCCCACAAAGACCGAGCUCUCACCAAUAUGAUGGGUCUUUUCCCCAAUGUUAUGAAUUCUAUUUCGGAUCUUACGAAAGAAAUCGAUAUCGUUGGCACUGCCAUUCAUAGCGAUAUCGACUUUGACCAAAUGAGCAAGAGAGAAGUCACUUCCGACUUAAUAAAGAAUUCAAAACUCGGAAAUUGGGGAAUCAAAGCCCUUUAUUUCGGAAUUGCCGCAAUAAUAACCAUUGGAUUCUAUUUGUUGUUCGUUCUUUUGUUCAAAGAAAGAGCUUUGGACGAAAUAACAAAUACAUUUAGUUUCUUGGUCGAUGCUAACACAUUAUUGCACUCAUUCUCACGCUACUUCUUCACAAAGGUCCUUUACUACGCGUACCAGCAGCCAGAUUCCAUUUUCCUGAAUGAUACAACGACGAUGAAUAUAAUUAGUCCAUUCUGGUAUCCAGCCGGCCAUGCCAAGAUGGUUGACAUCUCAGACCACACUAUUCUCAACAUCGCCAACCAAAUUAGAGAUGGUUUGCAGAACAUGUCAACAGGAUUAGGAGAUCUCGACACUUCAAGAGCCGGAAUUCUUGAUUUUGUUGAUUCCUACAACAACUACAAGUUCAACAGCACAUCACAGACCAUUUCCGAAUCAAUUAUCUCUGUAAUGAUGAUAAAUGAUUAUGAUGAGACAUUUGUUAACACAACUUUUGAAAUUUACGACAAAUUCAAGAGUAUUCUGACAACAAUCUCAUCGAAAUUGACUUUCUUAAGUUCAAUAACAGAAAACAUGAAUUGGAUGGUUUUGUCACUUUUGGUGACAUUUUUUGUAUGGAGUCUGCCAUUGAUGUUAACAUUUUUCAAGAUCACAAUACAGAUGGAAGAAAUUGCCAAUUCCUUCUCAAAGUUGCCAUCCAAUGAAAUCAGGAAAUUGAUAAAUUCUGAUUCUAAAAAAGAUGAAUCAGAAAAUACUUCACUUAUUACGACAUCAAGUAUCAAUUCACUUCGAGGUCCUUUAUAUGUUGGAACAUUUCUUACUGUUGUUCCUGCUGUUGUUUUAUGUUAUGGAUUCUAUUUCUAUACGAAAGGAAUGAUUACUAAUUCCGAUGAUUUCGUAAGAAGUGGUGCUGUUUUAAAGACAGCGAUGUCUGAUUUGAGAAUUUCUUUCUUGGCAACAACAAUUGCAUUCCUUAAUUCUUAUCCUGAUACUAAAUACAACCAAAACAUUGAUUUGGUUAAGAGAUUGUUAUCAUUAAAAGAUAAAAAAGUUGAUGAAGCGAGAUUAUCUAAUUCAUUGCAAUUACUCAAAUCAAAGACACAAAUAGAUAAUUGGAUACGUGUACAGGAAGAUUACAGAUGGUUGUUCUCUCCUUUGGAUGAAUCUGAAGAUAAAAUUCCAAUUGCAAAAGCAAAUUGGGAAAGAUUGGCAAGUUUCGGUUAUAUCCAAAUGUUGGAUACAUUUAUUUUCGUGUCCAAAUUAACACAGCCGCAACAAGCAACAUCGAAAUCGAAUGCUAAUUACAAUGCUUAUUUCUUGUGGUGGGUUUAUGAUGCUGUUGAAUCUGCUUAUUACGAUGUUUUGUCUGAACAAACAUCAAAAGAUUUGCCAAAUGGUCAUCAAGCAGUUCCUGUUUUCAUCGCUUUGUAUGUCAUUUGUACUUUGUUUACUUUAGGUUUCAUUAUCUAUGAAAUCUGGAGAUACACAGAGAACAUAAAAGUCGCAAUGAGAAUGUUGAUUUUGGUUGAUUUGGACAUAAUCAUGGGACAUCAACAACUCUUGAAUUUGAUCCAAUCAGGAAGAAGUUCAAAUGAAGUCCAAAAAUCAGAAUUCAACUAUUCAGAUCAAUACUAUUUGAACCACUGCAGAGAAGGAAUAGCAAUAGUUGAUAAGAACUUGGAUAUUGUUGAAUUUAAUAAUGCUUUCUCGCAAAUGUUGCCGGACUGUAAAAAUGUUAAAGAAUUAUCGUCCGACCAAUUAUCACUUUCAAUUUUCAAUGUGUUUGAAAAUAAAGGUGAAGUGAGAUUUUCAUCUAAUAUUAGUACAACUAAUACAUUAGGUGUUCCUGUCCAUGCCAAUGUUGAUGUUAUUGCUAUGCAUGAUACACGACCAGUUUUGCAAAAUGAAAAUAUUGAAAUCACAAGUUGUGCAAUUAUUUUGCAGGAUGUUUCGAGUUUCAUUGAUAGCGAGCAGAAGAUCAAAGCAAAGCAUAAAGCAAUUACUGAGAUGCUUCUUAAGAUUCUGCCGGAAAGUACAUUGAACGAUCUCCAGAAUGGACAAGAUUCAGUUUCAUUCACUGUUCACUCUAUUUCUGUUGGUGGAAUUCAGAUCAUCAUCAAUUCAGAAAUGGAUGUCCAACAGAAAUUCAGGUUCUACGCGACAUUGUACAAAGGAUUCGAUGAAUUGAUGAAACAGUUCUCGACAUUGAACAAACUCAAAACAUUCGCAGGUCAAUACAUAUACACAGGUGGUUUGUUCAUGUCUAUCAACAAACCAGAAAAACACGCAGAAGAAAGUGUUAAAUUUGUUGUUGAAUUGUUGAAAGCAUUACCAUCAUUGAAACAAGCCCUGGAAGCAGAUUUCUCACUUAAGAUUGGAAUUCACACAGGUGGCCCAGUCAUUGCAGGUGUUUUAUCUCCAGAUUUCCCAAGUUUCCAGAUAUUAGGAAAUGUUGAUAAAUUCGCUGAGAAGAUGACGAAAGUCUGCGAACUCGACAAAGUUCGAGUCACUCGAUCUGUCUACGAACUCAUCUUCAGUGCAGGUUUCCGCAUCACCGAGAAUGAACCAAUGAAGAUUGGAACAGAAACAGUUCAAUCGUAUACAAUUGAUGUCAAAUAA
This is a messenger RNA of Trichomonas vaginalis G3, 4428 nucleotides long. Its product is annotated as guanylate cyclase protein. The coding region runs from base 1 to 4428 and encodes 1475 amino acids. The record is from RefSeq and is a predicted model, not a curated record. NCBI's taxonomy places the organism in Eukaryota, Parabasalia, Trichomonadida, Trichomonadidae. The transcript has a single exon. Gene Ontology annotation, cellular component: guanylate cyclase complex, soluble. Gene Ontology annotation, molecular function: guanylate cyclase activity. Gene Ontology annotation, biological process: cyclic nucleotide biosynthetic process; response to oxygen levels.